GACGGGGAGCUGGAGGAGGGUCCUGCCAGCCUGGAGCGUGUUCCUCAGCAAGGUAGAGCAAGCAGUUCAAGCCACAUGAAGGAAGACUCACAGAUGAGAAAUAGUAGGGAAGACAGGUGGAGAAGAGAGAAAAUCGGCACCGACGAGCAGAACAUCAAAAUCCCAGCAAAGCUGCAUAGAAAAUCUAAUGGAUGAAGAUGAGAAGGACAGAGCAAAGAGAGCCUCUCGAAACAAGUCUGAGAAGAAGCGUCGGGACCAGUUCAAUGUUCUCAUCAAAGAGCUUAGCUCCAUGCUCCCAGGCAACACACGAAAAAUGGACAAAACUACCGUGCUGGAAAAGGUCAUCGGAUUCCUGCAGAAACAUAAUGAAGUCUCGGCACAGACGGAAAUCUGCGACAUCCAGCAGGACUGGAAGCCCUCAUUCCUCAGUAACGAAGAGUUCACCCAGCUGAUGCUGGAGGCGUUGGACGGCUUCAUUAUCGCAGUGACGACCGACGGCAGCAUCAUCUACGUUUCUGACAGUAUCACGCCUCUGCUUGGGCAUUUACCGUCGGAUGUCAUGGAUCAGAACUUGUUAAAUUUCCUUCCAGAACAAGAACAUUCCGAAGUUUAUAAACUACUUUCCUCCCAUAUGCUUGUGACGGAUUCCCCCACCCCGGAAUUCCUAAAAUCUGACAACGAUUUAGAGUUUUAUUGCCAUCUUCUCAGAGGCAGCUUGAACCCAAAGGAAUUUCCAACUUAUGAAUACAUAAAAUUUGUAGGAAAUUUUCGCUCUUACAACAAUGUGCCUAGCCCCUCCUGUAACGGCUUUGACAACACCCUUUCAAGACCCUGCCGCGUGCCCCUGGGAAAGGAGGUCUGCUUCAUCGCCACCGUGCGCCUGGCGACUCCACAGUUUCUAAAGGAAAUGUGUGUAGCUGACGAACCUUUAGAGGAAUUCACUUCGAGGCAUAGCUUGGAAUGGAAAUUUUUAUUUCUGGAUCACAGAGCCCCUCCGAUCAUAGGAUACCUGCCCUUCGAAGUUCUCGGCACCUCAGGCUAUGACUACUACCACAUCGAUGACCUGGAACUCCUGGCCAGGUGCCACCAGCACCUGAUGCAGUUCGGCAAAGGGAAGUCGUGCUGUUACCGGUUCCUCACCAAGGGGCAGCAGUGGAUUUGGCUGCAGACCCAUUACUAUAUCACCUACCACCAAUGGAACUCCAAGCCCGAGUUCAUCGUGUGCACACACUCGGUGGUCAGUUAUGCAGACGUCCGGGUGGAAAGGAGACAGGAGCUGGCUCUGGAAGACCCAGCCACAGAGGCCGUGCACCCCUCUUCCCUGAAGGAAAAGGACGCCAGCCUGGAACCCCAGCAGCACUUUACCGCCCUCGACAUGGGCGCCUCAGGUCUUGCCAGCAGCCCUUCGCCCUCGGCCUCCUCCCGGAGCUCCCACAGGUCAUCGCGCACAGCCGUGUCAGAGCCCGCCUCCACUCCAACCAAGCUGAUGGCCGAGAACAGCACCGCAGCUCUGCCGAGAUCCACGCUAACCCAGGGGCUACCAGCGCAGGGGCUCGGCCAGGCAGCCACUCUGCCGGCUCCUCUGCCUUCCCCAUCGGCCUGUGACCUCGCAAAGCAGCUCCUGCCUCAGACCAUUCUGCAGAGCCCGCCUGCUCCCAUGACACAGUUUUCAGCACAGUUCAGCAUGUUCCAGACCAUUAAAGACCAGCUGGAGCAGAGGACGCGGGUCCUUCAGGCCAAUAUCCGGUGGCAGCAGGAGGAGCUCCACAAGAUCCAGGAACAGCUCUGCCUGGUCCAGGACUCCAGCGUCCAGAUGUUUCUGCAGCAGCCAGCUGUUUCCCUGAGCUUCAGCAGUGCCCAGCGACCAGCCGCCCAGCAGCAGCUGCAGCAAAGGCCCGCUGCAGCGUCUCAGCCCCAGCUCGUGGUGGACACUCCGCUGCCCGGGCAGGUCACGCCAGCCCAGGUCACAAGCCAGCACCUGCUCAGAGAAUCUAAUGUGCUAUCCACCCAGGGUCCAAAGCCCAUGAGAAGCUCCCAGUUGCUGCCGGCCAGCAGUCGCCCGGUAAACAGCCUGCCAUCGGCGUUCAGCAGCUCGGCGGCGGCACUCCCGCCCAGCCUGAACCUCACCACGGUGGCUCCCACCCCCCAGGAUGCCAGCCAGUGCCAGCCCAGCCCUGACUUCGGCCACGAUCGGCAGCUCAGGCUGCUGCUGAGCCAGCCCAUCCAACCCAUGAUGCCAGGCUCCUGUGAUGCCCGGCAGCCCUCUGAGGUCAGCAGGACUGGACGGCAAGUCAAGUACGCACAGAGCCAGGUGAUGUUCGCCGACUCGCACCCUGCCAGCAGCACGGCGUCCACCCCCGUCCUGCUGAUGGGGCAGGCCGUCCUCCAUCCCAGCUUCCCCGCGUCCCAGCCGGCACCGCUGCAGCCAGCGCAGGCGCAGCAGCAGCAGCCACGACCCUACCUGCAGGCUCCCACGUCUCUGCCCAGUGAGCAGCCGGACUCGCUCCUUCUGUCCCCCUUCGCCCAGCAGCCGGGGACCCUGGGCUAUGCGUCCCCGCAGCCCGCGCAGCCCGCACGGCCUUCCCGCAGGCUCGGCCGGCUGUCGGACUCCUCAGGCCUGCAGCCGCCGCCCCGGUAGUGCCCGCGGCCCUGGAGUCCGGACGCCGCCAGCUUUAACGGAGGAAGAGCGGGGUGGCCGCGGGGAUGGCACACCCCGCAGAGCUCCCGACGGUACCGUGUCUGGAGGCGGCACCGGCAGCGCGGGGGCAGCGCGGGGACAGCGCGGGGGCAGCGCGGGGGCAGAGCGGGAGUGCUGGCCGUGCCCCCUCGCCCCUCGGCAUCCGCGACAGCCAGGCUGCCCAGGAGCGCGGCCCGCCGUGGGGUGGGCGCGUUUCCCGGCCUGCUGGCAGCGGUGUGCCCGGCGCUGCCCCCGGCCCGCACGGGCCCCAAGCCCUCGCUGGCCCCCUUCGCCCUCCCGACGCUCUUUCCUCUACAAGCGAGGGCUAAUCAGAGGUCUUCGGAGAGGGAAUAAAGAGAUUAUUUUUCGUUAUUUUUAAACGGUGGUUCCUGUUUUAAUUUGCACAGGGGAGAGAGCUUAGGCACUUUCUGUUUCUGUUUGAAUAACGGGGUCUCGUGGCCUCGCUGGGAGGCCACAGCUAACGGAGGCCCCGGCCAGGCCGAGAGCGAGGCCCGUCCUUAGCGGAGCCGCGGCCCCGCUGCCCCGCUGCCCCGCUGCCCCGCUGCCCCGCAGCCCCGCAGCCCCGCUGCCCCGGCCUCCAGCCCGCGGGCCGGUCGCGUGCCCGCUGGUGCCCCCUCCUGGCGGCUGCUUUCCCCGCCACACACGACACUGGACCCUUCCCGUUACCGUCACCGAGAGUAGCUGCCCGGGGAGACUCCGAGCAAAGCACAAUCUCCCGGCGCUGCCAGGGUUCCCAGGGACCUCGAAGACCGUGCGGGAAGAGGGCCGCGAGCGGGGCGGCCGCGCGGGCUGCAGUCUCCCAGCGCCCCGCCCCGCGCUGCCAUCUUCCCGCACAGCUUCCCUGAGGAUUCCGAAGAUUGGAUUUUCCAUCUCAAAAUGCACUUUGUUUUGUUUUGGGUUUUUUUUUUUUUUUUGUAUGUUUUGUUAUGUUGAGAUGUUUCUAAAGAGAAGAUUUUAUGUAAUUAUGAGAGGAAGCGUAGUGAAUUGUACAGCUGUAAUAAUGACCUAUUUCUAUAAAAAGAAUAAAAUUGUACGGAUUAUGUGUAAAUUAUUUUGUAUCUGAGACACCAGUUCCGUUCCCGAAUAUAAAAGUUAUAAAGGUUUUCUUGUGUUUUUCUGUGAGUGAACAUUUUGUAAUAAAUUAACACGUUUGUACAAUU
Meriones unguiculatus (Mongolian gerbil) is the source of this 3858-nucleotide messenger RNA. It is a transcript of the gene Npas2, whose product is annotated as neuronal PAS domain protein 2. Gene Ontology annotation, biological process: regulation of transcription by RNA polymerase II; circadian regulation of gene expression. Gene Ontology annotation, molecular function: DNA-binding transcription factor activity, RNA polymerase II-specific; RNA polymerase II cis-regulatory region sequence-specific DNA binding; protein dimerization activity. Gene Ontology annotation, cellular component: cytoplasm; nucleus; CLOCK-BMAL transcription complex. The transcript has 21 exons. The record is from RefSeq and is a predicted model, not a curated record. NCBI's taxonomy places the organism in Eukaryota, Metazoa, Chordata, Mammalia, Rodentia, Muridae. The coding region runs from base 188 to 2638 and encodes 816 amino acids.